This is a messenger RNA of Salarias fasciatus (jewelled blenny), 5334 nucleotides long. Its product is annotated as trinucleotide repeat-containing gene 6C protein-like. Gene Ontology annotation, molecular function: RNA binding; protein binding. Gene Ontology annotation, biological process: positive regulation of nuclear-transcribed mRNA poly(A) tail shortening; miRNA-mediated post-transcriptional gene silencing. The record is from RefSeq and is a predicted model, not a curated record. Lineage: Eukaryota; Metazoa; Chordata; Actinopteri; Blenniiformes; Blenniidae. Gene Ontology annotation, cellular component: nucleoplasm; P-body.
AAGCUUGGCGAGCCGAGCAGACAUAUUGAGACAAGGAUGGUCGCUGCGUUGCACAAAACCUAGCUCGUUACAGGAUGGUCGGGAGGCACCUCUCCACAGAACUGCCCCCACAGAGUGGCCAGGGGCCCCAGUAUGAUAAUCCCCUCUGGGGACAUCUGCCAGCCAACAGAAGUGCCACAAGUGCUGUAUCUUCCACAAAUCUCAGUGGCUGGGAUCAACUGAUCAUCGACCAGAAGGACACAGAGGCUUGGCCUUCUAUUACCCUCAACCAGAGCCAGGCCUCUCCAGGAGGAUGCCCUUUGGACACUGACUCUGGUCGCCUGACCAGCAGCAGCAGCAGUACUAGCAGUAGUUGUAGUACAGUGAGCAUGGCUACGGGAGCCAAUAGCCAGACAGGCCACUUCCCUGCCAACCACCUUAGCAGCAAAGCCAACAGUGGUCCUGGUCCUGCCAAUCAUACUGGAACCAGCAUGCUCUCUAGCCAGGUUGCAUCUAAUCGCAGCUGGGGCUCUGGGCCUGGACCCUCCCAUUGCCCCCCUCAGUCCUCAGUGGGGAGUGACGGGAAAGGUGACAGCGCGGUGGGAGGAGGAGGCGGCAGCAGAGGCUGGGGUUCGUCUUCGUCAUCCUCCACCACCAACUUUAACUUGAACCUAAACCCUAACGCCAACCCGUCUGCCUGGCCCAUGUUGGGGCAUGACGCGGGUGGCACAGGGGGAGGCAGCUCAGGGGGAGCCAACACCAUUUCACCUCCUCAAUCUACACCCAACCUCUGUAAUCCACCUGGCCCCCCACCAGCCCCGACCAGCACCUGUACCGGAGCCAACACUAACAGUAACUCCUCGGGGAUUGGCAGUGCUUGGGGUACUAUAAUGGCUUCUGAUUCAUCAGAGCUACACCCCUCCCCAUCCACGAAUGUGUCUUUCAGUUCAGAACCUCAGAACCUUAAAACUGAUGGACCAAAUCACACUAAUAAGCAGGAACCUCCAAGCCCCAUCCGCAACAUGCCUGGCUGGGGUAAUGCACCUGCAGUCUUGGGUUCCAUGGGCCAGCCGCCACCAGGGGGCUCCCAGGUCAAUGGAGAAGAUGUUAACUCGGUUUGGGGUAACAGUGGCAACUCAAAGGCAACUUCAUCUAAAGAAUCACCUGGCUGGGAAUCUGGCUGGGGACAUGGAGGAGGUGGAGCGGGAAACUCAGGAGGCUGGGGUGAACAGUCUGGUGGAGACUGGGGCAAGCAGCACACUGAUGAAGCCCAGGGAGGCUGGGAUGCACCCAGCUCCCCCCCUCAGGACUCACAAACUAGUCCUUGGAGCAGAGCUGUGAGCACAGCAGCUGCUAGUGAAGGGAGCAGUGACAGUAUGGAAGGACAUCCCCAGCGGAGAGACCGCUCAUCUAGAGAUAAUCCAGCUCCUCUGUUGCCUGCCCAGGAUCUGGACCCCAGAGUGCUGUGCAACACUGGCUGGGGACAGACCCCUGUUCGCCAGCACACCUCCUGGGACAUGGACGAUACUAAACGCCAGAAUGAUGUAGGCACUGAAUCAUGGGGCUCUGGCCCUACCACUCCAAGUGAUACCCAGGGUCCAUCCAACAGUAACACGGGCCUGACUCAGAGGACUGACUCUGGGAGCAAAAAUGAUGUGCCUGGUUCUCAGGGAGCCUCAGGCUGGGGUGGAAACAUGGCUACCACCACUCAGCCCAGCUCUGGUUGGGGAGAGCCAACGAACAGCAUUAAGCCCCCAGGUGGCCCAGGUGGCCCAGGUGGUCCAGGUGGCUGGGGGAACCCUCCAGCAGGUGGGCCUGCAACCACCAAUAUACCCAAGAAUGGUAGCCAGUCCUGGGGGGAGGAGAAGUCUACUGGUUGGGAUGAUUCUCACGCCAAGUCAACAUCCCAGGGCUGGGGAGAGCAACCCAAGACAUCCCACAACUGGGGCAACAGUGGAGGAAGCAAUAAUACAGGGGACUGGGGCGAACCAGAAGAGAGCAAAAAGAGCCCCACUAACCCUGGAUGGGAGGGAGGAGAACAAGGAGGCUGGAAGGAAAAUCCACGAGGCUGGGGAAUGUCAUCUUCGGGACCUGGUAUAUCUGGAGCUGGAGGAAAUGGGGGCUGGGGAGAAUCAGCGCCCCAGCGCCCCAGCGGCCCCCCUCAAGGAUGGGGGAGCAAGCCUCAGGAUGGGCCCAGUGGUAAUAGUGGAACAGGGGGCAUGGGCUCUUGGGGUGGCUCAGGCUCAGUGAAGCAAGGUGCGGGCUGGAGUGGCAGCAAGAAAGAGUCCUCAGCAGAGCCAACAGGUUGGGAAGAGCCGUCCCCUCCCUCAAUCCGCCGCAAGAUGGAGAUAGACGAUGGAACUUCCGCGUGGGGUGACCCUGGUACCUACAACAAGGCAGUUAAUUUGUGGGACAGGAACAAUCCAGGGAUGUCCCAAGCCAAAAUUACCACUGGUGGCAAUAACACCCCAGGCUCCAACAACAACCACUCCCACUCUCACAAUCACCCCUAUCAUGGGCCACCUGCACCUUUACAGAACCAUAGCCAAAAUACCCAAAACCCAGGGCCCCCCGGCGGGCCUAUGGAUCCUACUGUGCAACACCCGUCUGGGCCAUCUCAUAACAGAGGUUCCUUGAUAGCUCAAGGUUGGGGAGAGCUACCCAGCUCCCACACGAAAUCAGAGAGCUCUUGGGGGGAACCUGCACCCUCUCCGGUCAGCGUAGAUAACGGCACGUCUGCCUGGGGGAAACCUAGCGGGAACUGUGGGGGCUGGGGAGAAAGCAACCCAGAAAAUUAUGGCAGGAGCAACCCACCAAUGACAUCUGCAUCAUGCAAACCUGCCCCCAAACCUAUGCAAGACGGAUGGGGAGGUGGAGGUGAGGAGCUCAGCAUGUCGGGUGGUCAGUGGGAUGCAGAGGAGGGAGACAUGUGGAACAGCACUGCCUCCCAGGAGAGCAACUCUUCCUGCAACUCAUGGGGAAAUGCAUCCAAAAAGGGCCCGCAGAAGGGGAAGGUCCCAGGGAAGCAGGAAGAUGCCUGGAUCAUGAACCGUCUCAUCAAGCAGCUGACAGACAUGGGCUUCCCGCGGGAUCCGGCAGAGGAGGCGUUGAAAAGCAACAACAUGAACCUGGAUCAGGCCAUGAGUGCCCUGCUGGAGAAGAAGACAGAGCUGGACAAACGUGGGAUGGGGAUAGCUGGCCACGACUACAACAACGGGCUCAUCAACAAGCCCAUUAGCUGCCCUCGGCCUCCGCUUCUUUCCAAAGACCCCUCAGCAGAUCCCCGCUUGCCCUUCAUGGAUAAGAUGCAGAGUGGAAUGUUUGGCGGUGGUGGAGCAGCACAAGCCCGGGCAAUGCAGCAGCCGCAGCCGCCUCCUCAGCCACCAGUGCCGCCUCUCAGCUCCUCUCAGCCUAGUCUACGUGCUCAAGUGCCUCAGUUUCUCUCCCCUCAGGUUCAAGCACAGCUCUUACAGUUUGCAGCAAAAAACAUUGGUCUGAAUCCUGCACUUUUAACCGCACCAAUAAACCCUCAACAUAUGACCCUUCUGAAUCAACUUUACCAGCUGCAACUGGCGUACCAGCGUUUACAAAUUCAACAGCAGAUGUUGCAGGCGCAGCGCAACGUUUCUGGCCCCAUCCGACAACAAGAGCAGCAAGUUGCACGUACAAUCAAUAACAUGCAGCAGCAGAUCCAACAGCACCAGCGACAGCUGGCCCAGGCCCUGCUGAUGAAGCAGCAGCAACAGCAGCCGCCCCCUUCCCACUCGAGCCUGCACCCUGGCGGGACUAAAUCCUCCCUGGAUUCAUUUCCAGGUCACCCCCAGGCUCCAGGCCUCCCCGACCUGCAGACCAAAGAGCCGCAGUCAUCGCCCAACACGUACAGCCCCUACUCUCUCUCUGGACUGAAUCCAAACAUGAAUGUAAACUGCAUGGAGGUGGGAAAUCUGUCCAUGAAGGAACCCCCACAACCCCAGUCUCGCCUGUCACAGUGGACACACCCCAACUCCAUUGAAAGCCUCUCUGGAAACUCCUCUCCUCUUGAGCCCAACAUGGGCAAGCACGGUGCCAACCUGGGUCCUCCUGGUAAACCCCCUCAGCUGGACGACUCCUACAGCCCCUACAACCUGAUGUCCAGCACCGAGUCUCCCACCAGUCCCCUGGUCACACCAGACAGCUGGGGACAGGGCAAGAGCAACAGCGACAAGAUGGCCAACGGGACCAAUAUCAACUGGCCGCCAGAAUUUUGCCCUGGUGUCCCCUGGAAGGGCCUCCAGAAUAUUGACCCAGAGACUGACCCCAACGACCCCGGCAGUGUCCCCAGUGGGCCCACCAUCAACACCAACAUCCAAGAUGUCAACCGGUACCUGCUCCGGGACCGGAGUGGAGGUGGGAACAGAAUUUUGCAAGGCUCCUCUCCCACUUCAUCUCAGAACGAGGCUCUGCCUCCCUCCACUGAUUGGCCAGUCAGUGCCUACACUAGCUCGUUCAGUCUUUCGUCUCCGGACAUAGACGAUGCAGGUAAACUGUCAGAGAUGAAAUCUACCUGGUCUCCAGGCCCCAUCUCUCACAGCCAGGCUUCCUUAUCCCACGAACUGUGGAAGGUCCCCCAAGGGCCUCGAAGCAGCACCACAGCCCCUUCUCGCCCCCCGCCGGGCCUUACCAACACAAAGCCUUCCUCCACCUGGGGGGGAAACUCUCUGGGUCUGGCCCAAGGCUGGAGCAGCUCCUACACCACAGCAGGUACCACGUGGAGUACGGACAGCUCCAGCAGGACCAGCAGCUGGCUGGUUCUGAGAAACCUCACUCCACAGAUCGAUGGUUCGACUCUGCGUACACUGUGCAUGCAGCACGGCCCCCUCAUCACAUUCCACCUCAACCUGACACAAGGAAACGCUGUGGUGCGCUACAGCUCCAAGGACGAAGCUGCCAAGGCUCAGAAGUCCCUGCACAUGUGUGUGCUGGGGAACACCACCAUCCUGGCCGAGUUCGCCGGGGAAGAGGAAGUGAACCGCUUCUUUGCACAGGGCCAGUCGCUUGGUGGGACGACCAGCUGGCAGGCCACUCCAGGCACCAAUCAGACGAGGAUGGCCGGCACCGGGUCCGGAGCCUCCCACCCCAUCGGCCACUCGCCCCACUGGAACAACAACAACGGCUCCAACAGCAGCAGUAGCAGCGGCCUGGGAGCAGGCGCCACAAAGACGGGUGGAGAGCUGCUUUGGGGCGGCGUUCAGCAGUAUUCCAGCUUGUGGGGACCCCCGAGUGGCGAGGAGGGACGCGUCAUGGGGAGCCCCACCCCAAUCAAUACACUGCUGCCCGGGGACCUGCUGAGCGGAGAGUCCAUGUAGGGAAAACGAG